Molecule: messenger RNA, 947 nt
Organism: Medicago truncatula (barrel medic)
Lineage: Eukaryota; Viridiplantae; Streptophyta; Magnoliopsida; Fabales; Fabaceae
Exons: 2
Coding region: 67-621 (184 amino acids)
Source: RefSeq, a predicted model, not a curated record
UAGUUGGCGGCAAAAUAUGCCUACCCUCCUUUUCAAUUGUCGGUACAAAGCCUGCUUCCACCAAAGAUGUUGAUAUUGAAGACUGUCAGGAAACUAACUACUCAUGAGUUUUAUGAUUCAGCAAAAUUGAUCGAGGAAGACCCAUUUCAUGCCCUUGAGACGCUUCUUACUGGAGUGCAAAGUUUCUCCAUUAGAACAUUACUUCAAGAAUUGAAGACUUUGAUGGACUCAUCAUCAGACCUUGACCAUCUUGUAUCUAACCAAGAGUCCAAAUUAAAAUUGAUUUUUCUUUUCCAUGCACUGAAUCAGCAUCAACGACUCUUACCUUCGAAUGUGAAGGAGUUUGUUGAGAAAGUGCAGAAUUUCUUCAAUGACAACAUUAUCAGACAUGCCACUUCUCAACAAGUAUUCAGGAAGCACAACCAACUUCUUGAUUCGAAAAAUGAUCUCAUGAACAAGCUUUGGGAUGCAAAGAGUACACAAACCCAUAUUGACAGUGAAUCUUCAACUGCCAUUGCUCGGAUACAUGAACUCUCAUUACAAAUUGAUGAUCUUGUGAAACAAAGAGAUGAUUUGAAGUCCGUAGUAAACAAAUGUGUUGUUCAGAAGGUGAAAUAUUGAAGGUUGAAUGCAUUGAAUGGGCACAGCAAAGUAAAGAGUUACUUUCUGCACUUGCAUCAACAGAGAUCGAUGUGAUAGAAGCUGAACGUACGAGGAAUUUGGAAACAGAAGGCUUUGCUAAUUUAAAAUCUUCAUUUCCUACAAUUUAGGAAGAACUAGAUAUAUACCCGCAUACAAAAAUAAGUUGGGGCGUCCUAAUUAUCGUUUUUGUUAAUGCCGUUUUUUUUGUAGGCUUAGUGUUUCGCUGUUUUUUCCUUCACUUGAUUUUAGGUAAGGUUUUUAAUGAGGCAGUUGUAUGACACUGUUAUUCCCUUGUGUAUUGAUUG